This is a messenger RNA of Oncorhynchus kisutch (coho salmon), 2526 nucleotides long. It is a transcript of the gene dcaf17, whose product is annotated as ddb1 and cul4 associated factor 17. The transcript has 14 exons. The record is from RefSeq and is a predicted model, not a curated record. Gene Ontology annotation, cellular component: Cul4-RING E3 ubiquitin ligase complex. The coding region runs from base 613 to 2139 and encodes 508 amino acids. Gene Ontology annotation, biological process: protein ubiquitination. Lineage: Eukaryota; Metazoa; Chordata; Actinopteri; Salmoniformes; Salmonidae.
AAAGAAGAAGGAGGGUGGGGCGGAACGCCUACUAUGUGAAGUUUCGUAAUUCAAAUCUCCCAUGCCCUCCUAAACGAUUUACAUUUUUUUUUUUACUUUGGCGAAAGGUAACGUCUACAAAACGCAGUCCACUCUGUUUGUUACAUAUUCUAGUUUUGGAAACUGAAAACGGUAUGGAGAUCAAAUGUUUCAUCGUUGAGAUAAUCUGAAGAAUGCCGGUCAAAAUCCACCUCGCUCUAUCGUCUCCCACUGCCGAAUGCUGGUCUUCCUCUCAUCCCCAUAUUUGGUAGUGAGCGGAAACGCCAACCGGAUGCUUCACAUUUAUACAUCCGGUGAAAUAUAUGUCUCGUUCUAUCUGCGAUCACUGUGUAUCUGAUGCUAAGGACACGUCGUUUUAGCAGUCGUGAUAGUUAGUUAUGACUAUUUAAUUAUCGUGUUCUAAAGGACGAGGUUUGUGUAUACGUAGUAUUUGGUUGUAAAUUAAUAAUUGACAUGGUUGGAAGUAUCGAAUACCGACGUGGAUAACAGUUGAACUGCGCUUGCUUUGUUUUGGACACACUGGUGUUAUUGUGUGGAGUGUUCCAGCCCCUGUGCAUUGAGCGCCUCCUAGUGAUGCCUCAGCUGAGAGGGAAAAAUGUUGCAACCUACCUAGACCUGAGAUCGAGAGGCAUUUUUGAUGCUGGCACUUUGUCAAAACUCAACUUGAAGAUUCUUAGGGGUAUUGUCCUCCAGGACAGCAAAGACUUCACCAAAGUCUGGACCAAGUCCUCAAAAUCCACUAUAUUUUAUGAGAGUGGGAGGAUAUAUUUUGAAAAUUAUCAGUGUUGCUUCAGUAGCCUUCCAUCUGAGCCACAACUUCUGUAUGAAUUACCCAAGCGGUCCAAAGCGGAGAAGAUUGAAGAUGCAUUGCUAUGCCAGUGCCCUCUUGACAAAGGGUUGCCAACACCGUCAGAUCAAAAACCUAGCCUCUUGGCCCUGACUAGCAAUAAUUGGCUGUAUCGCUUCUCAGCUGUGACAGGACAACAAUUGGAGAAAGUUUACUUGUCCCCACAUCACAAGUUCAGAUACCUUGGCUGGGAUGUAUCGCAGGAGACAUUUUAUGUCAAGUCCAUUCAGAAUAAAGUGACAUCUUCAGCAAGACAGGCAGGUUUCAACCAAAACACCUUGCUGUACCUCGCCGUGUUCCGCGUUUUCCCCCUGCAACUUGUGGGCGUUCUGGAGAUCAACAAAAGUAUAUUUGGAAGCACCGUCAUUGAUGUAGUUCUGUCCCAAGGGGUCCUUGCAGUUUCUCACAGUACCAAGACUGUGAAGCUCUACAGCUUUGAAGACAUUCUGAAUAAGUACAUAAGAACGGAAUUGGUUCUUGGGGAGCAGUGUCAUUCAGAAGGCGGUAAAACUGUGGGAGAAGCUCCAUUUGGCAUUCCAGUGAAUAUCCACAUCAAAGAAUGCCCCCCAGUGCUGUUUGAGGUGUCAUGCUUCGAUAAUGGAGUACAGAUCGGAGGCCAUCCAUGGCACUAUAUCUUCACCCUACCCCAUAAGAAGCACCAGGGGUCAUACCGCAUCUGCUCUCUCAAGGAUAACACCCUGGCAAAGCAUGGAAUACAAGACAUGAAGUGCUGUUCUCUGGAGUCUGACUGGAUCUACUUCCACCCUGAUGACUCAGGAAGAAUCAUCCAUGUUGGACCUAGCACCAUAAAUGUGCUGAAGAUUCUGAGUGAACUGGAGAGUGAUUCACAGUUCGAUAUAGUGAAGGAGUUUUCCAUCACAGCUCAUCGAGACAAUGCUGCCUCCCAGAUCAAUGUCACUUCCUCAGGCCGCACAGUGAAGAGAAGAUUUUAUCAGCUGGAUGAUGACCCAGACCGAGAGACAUUCCGGAUGGUGGAGUAUGAGGAUGAGCUUGACCUUCUGGCUGUUGUGGAGGUGACCCACAGAGAGGAUGAGGGGAAGGCCCACGUCAGACUCCAUGACAACAACACUGGAGCGUUACUGAAGAGGGUUCCACUUGUGGAGUCAUGGGAUGUGACUUACAGCCACGAGCUGUUCUUUGACAGAGAUACAAUUGUUCAUAUUGAACAGACGAAGAAUAAUAACUUCUGCUGCCAUGUCUACAAAAUCAGUCGUGGACAAGCAGAUGAGUGAAGUUGAGACAAUCCUUCCAAUUGCUAAUGAUGUUAGUCAAAAAGAUUCCUCAAGUAAAUAGCCCUGUUGAAUGUGUUUUCCUAGUUAUUUUUUUAUACUUUCUUUCCCAAUAAGGACUACAUGUUGUCAUUCUGUUAUUUUGAAGAUGUUGUUGGUAAUAAAGUGUCUGAAAUAGUUUUUCCAAUACAACUGUUGGCUAACUGGGAUACCUCUGCAUCUUAUAUUUUAGGACAUAUGAAUUAAGCCACAACAUUUCUAAAUUAACUGAUAAAACUGGUUGUACAUGUUUGAUCAUCUAAGAAGAGCUGUGAAUUUAGGUUCUCUGAUCUUUUUUAACCGCAUGUAAGCACAUUCUCGCCACCCAAAAAUAAAAAAAAUUAUUGUCAA